Molecule: messenger RNA, 831 nt
Organism: Perkinsus marinus ATCC 50983
Lineage: Eukaryota; Perkinsozoa; Perkinsida; Perkinsidae
Exons: 6
Coding region: 1-831 (276 amino acids)
Source: RefSeq, a predicted model, not a curated record
AUGCACAGACUUAAACUGAAGCUAGCAGAAGUCAGAGAGAAGAAGGCAGACACACUUUUAUUCCCAGAAGUCGACAGGGAAGCUUCUGAGCUUAUAAAUGCUCACCAGCGCAAGAUCGAAGCGGCGAAGGAUAUUGAAGAUGAGGUGGAGAAGACCAAGGAGGCUCUCUCGCAGAUUAAAGACGAUAUUAAAACGACUUCUAAGACACGUGAAGGCUUGGAGACAGACAUGGCGACGAAGGAGACAGAGUGGGAGGCUAAGAUAGCAUCUCUGAAGGUUGCUCUAGAGCGGGGGAAAGAAGAGGUGGUCUUACUGAAGUUAGCGAUGGAUGCACAUAGAAGAGAACACGCAGCUCUCCGCUCGAGAUUCGCGGAAGCUCGAGCUCUCAUCGCCGCACUGGCGGGAGUGGAGGCUUCUACGAGAGACUCGAUUCUUGAGAAGGCAACUCAAACGAAAGAUGUAUUGGAAGAGAUUGCCAGAGUGCGUAGCAUGCUCAAGGCUGAGAGGGGUCGGUCGGGGUUCGGCCGAGUUUGUGCUGGCAAAGCGCCAGGAGUCGCUAACGACGCAAUUAAGACUACUGAGGCGACCGUCUUGUCCACGCAAAGACACAGGUACUGGGACGACUUGCUGGGAAGUGAUCUGGCGCUACCAUCUUCAUCGCAUGUCGAUCUGCCCAAGGCAAGGGAUUCCUGUCAAGAUUCCGGUGUUGAAACUACAUCAGCACAUCCGUCGCCAAUAUCGUUGAGAGAAAAACGAGAGUUCCCCGAAUUGACAGAAGUCAUGACAUUCGGAGAAGAACCCGCAACGAGCUCGGAGGAAAACUCUUGGUGA